This is a messenger RNA of Bursaphelenchus xylophilus (pine wood nematode), 2391 nucleotides long. The record is from the annotation of a GenBank genome assembly. Lineage: Eukaryota; Metazoa; Nematoda; Chromadorea; Rhabditida; Aphelenchoididae.
AUGUUGGCCCUCGCAAUAGUAUUCAUGAUUAUCAUAUUAGUCGGGUUCGUCGGAAAUACGAUUGUUUUAUUUGUUAUCAUCUUCAACAGACAGCUACAUGACAGGUGAGGAUUUAUUUUGGCUAGCUUUAGUAAUUUUCAUAACAAACUAAAUUAUGUAAAUUUUAAAGAAAUAUGCAAAUUUUCGAAAAUUAUGCAAAUUUUUGAACAUUAUGCAAAUUUUUGAAAGUUAUGCAAAUUUUUAAAAUUUUGAUUCUUUUAUGCAAAUUUUUGAAAUUUUUAUUCUUUUAUGCAAAUUUUUUUAUUUCUAAAUUUCAGCACAAACACAUUGAUCUGCAACCUAGCGUUGGCCGACCUCUUAUUUAUCACGUUUUGCGUCCCCCUCACGGCAUACAGUUACAUCUUUCACUGGGAUUUCAGUGAGAGCGUGUGCUACUGGAUGGUCACAUUACAAUAUGUGACUUGCUAUGUUAGUGUGUGGACGUUAGUCCUGUUGGCGUAUGAUCGAUUUUUGGUAAGUAGUCGUCUUCAAUUUUAGAGGCAGCUUUUUAAAAACUCUGUUUUCGUUUUGAUCUUUUAUAUCAAGUGUAAUAUAACCGUGUAUCUUUAGUCGAUCGCAUGUCCAACUCGAACGUUGACGCUGCGAAAGAGCCAUUGCUGCAUUUAUAUUUGCAUAUCAUUAUGGAUCAUCAUUUUCUUGGCGAACUUGCCAAAUAUGGAAAGUGUGGGGUUGAUUCCAACUGGAGCUAAUGUAAGACCUCUAAACAUAACUUUUUGCGUCUCAAAUCUUGCUUUUAUUAACACUGUUGCAUACAAGCAAAAUCUAAUGUCGGCUCGUAGUGCAAAAAGUUUGAAAAAAUGGUCGAUAAGCACCUAUUUCUCUGACCGUCUCUCCAUAUUUUCCUUACUCUCUCGUCCACAAAAACAAUUGAAUAUCUCGAUUGCGGCUUGAAAGUACAAACUAAAUCUUUGUGGACUUAAAAUACAGGGACUGUAGAUCACACAGUCCAAAUGUCACUCUAAUCGCAUCCUUGUAUCUUGAGAAAUCCCCACUUCAUCUUUCCGCUCUAGACUUUGGUUUUCUUGGACUUUUAAUUCUUUCCUGUCCUUAUUUUGCUUCACCUUUACAUCUGUAAAAUUUACAGUCCUCCGUCUACUACUGUGUGGACUCAUUGGACAUUGGCUUCGCCGAGGCCAGCCUCACCAAGGCCCGGAUCUUCUUCUGGGGAUUUAAUCUCGGCGCCUAUGUGCUCCCCCUCUCUUUAUCCACCGUAUUCUACCUGCUGCUGGUCAAAGCACUAUGGAAAGAGAAGUUAACGCACUCAAAGAACAGUCAGCGGAUGAAACGGCAUGCCACGAAGAUGGUGUUCACCGUGAUCAUGACGUUCGGGUUCUGCUGGUUCCCGCAGAACUUCCGCUUCUUCUUCCGCGGCUACAGCUACCCGGAUAUGGCGUUCUGGGAGAAGAUCCCACAACUCUUGUUCAUUGUGCAGACUUCGGCGCAGAUUUUGGCGUACGCAAACUCGUGUAUUAACCCGAUCUUGUACGGGGUUUUAUCGGAGCGCUUUCGAAUGGGCGUUCAGCAAAGCUGGGCGAAAGUUAUGGGCUGUGGAAGUCGGAGGACGAGUGUGGAGAAUUAUAAGCAUAGCAUCUUUACGAGGAAUGUUUUUGACGUGAAAACACCGUGUGAUUCAGUGCCAAGAUCACGGAUGUCACCAAGAGGAUCGGGGACGGAAUUCAGGUAAGAAAAUCUUGAUUUUUUAAAAGUUGAGGUGGAAUUUCUCAACGUAGAAAGCUCGGGGUUUCCUCAAACUUACCACAGGUCAUUUGGUUAAAGUUUUUGAGUAUUUCGUAGAACACGGUAAACUUAAUUUUGCCAUUUUAUAGCGUUAGUAAAGACAGGUUUUGUCGUCUUAUAUUGCCAUGUUUCGCCUCGGAACUUAUCGGAUUUACUAUAUAUUUCUCAUAUUACAUGUAAGGACCUUUUCUAUGACGGCCCUCCCAACAAUCCUCAAGAAUCGUUGAGUUCGUUGAUGACGGGAGACCUUUGACAUGCCUCUCAAAGUCAUCGGUAAUCUCUUGUUGACGUAGCAUUUAUAGAAAAAUAGGAAAAAAAGAUUUGACUUUGUAAUCUGUCCAAAUGUCGUCGGGAUAAUCCUCGCGGGCAAUUUUGGCCAACCUUUUUCCUUUAAUGCCGGUUUAACGUCAAGUUUUUUUUAGGAAAGUCAUCCCAACGUACACUUCCGAAUGCACCGAAGACACUGGGACCUCUCCUGCUUCACAAAGAACAUCAUUGAGACACUCUGUGACACUGUUAUCGCCUUCGAUUGUCUCACAAAUUCCACCGAAGGACUUUGAUGAGUUGUCCGAUUCGGCUUCAGUGUUGUUGUAA